This is a messenger RNA of Guillardia theta CCMP2712, 336 nucleotides long. RefSeq lists its product as hypothetical. The coding region runs from base 1 to 336 and encodes 111 amino acids. The record is from RefSeq and is a predicted model, not a curated record. Gene Ontology annotation, cellular component: plasma membrane. NCBI's taxonomy places the organism in Eukaryota, Cryptophyceae, Pyrenomonadales, Geminigeraceae. The transcript has 2 exons. Gene Ontology annotation, molecular function: transmembrane transporter activity.
AUGGAGUCGCUCCCUUCGGUUUCAUGGAAAGGGGUGGUCCUCCUGUCCGCCACGAUUAUACUCGAAGUGCUCGGAGCGAUGUGCAUGAAGAUGUCAAACAACUUUGCCAACAUCAUUCCAAGCGUCUUGCUCUUUGUCUUUUACGGCUCCUCUUUCUACCUCUUCACGCAUGCGCUCAAGUAUUGGCCUCUCAGCAUCGCCUACGCUAUCUGGUCAGGUGUCGGGACAACGGCGACGGCAGCAAUCGGCAUCAUGAUCUUCGGUGAGGCGCUGAGAGCAAAGCAUUUCUUCGGACUCAUCCUAAUCAUCCUUGGGGUUGUUUCGAUGAAUUUGUAA